Molecule: messenger RNA, 1287 nt
Organism: Peronospora matthiolae
Lineage: Eukaryota; Oomycota; Peronosporomycetes; Peronosporales; Peronosporaceae
Source: the annotation of a GenBank genome assembly
AUGCGUCUCGCAAUGAGGCGUCACAUCCAAAGGCUUCGACCUGCAUCCUUCAGCACCACCAAUACGUCGUCUUCAACGUAUUCGUCCUCGCGCUUCCACCCUGCUGCAUACGCAGCAAUUGGAGGCUGUGCAGCCAUGGCAGCUGUAGCCGCCUAUAACGGUGUAUCACCCCACGAGUGGAUCAUUCGACAGCUCAUGGAUCCGCUCAUGCCUGUCCUUCGACUGUUUGACCCCGAGGUGUCGCACCAAAUUGCAGUGCAGUGUGCACGCCUUGGCCUGACGCCGAAAGAUCCGGCACUUGACCCGAAGCUGCUGCACGUCAAGGUGCUGGGCCUUGAGUUCACCAACCCGUUAGGGAUUGCUGCUGGCUUUGACAAGGACGGAGACGCCGUGCAAGGUCUCGUGGACAUGGGCUUUGGCGCCGUGGAGAUCGGCAGUGUCACGCCUGAGCCACAGCCGGGAAAUCCGAAACCUCGCGUCUUUCGCUUGUGCGAGGACCGGGGCGUGAUCAACCGCUACGGAUUUAAUAGCAAAGGCCUCGAGUACGUUGGUACUCGUCUGGCCACCUACACGAGCACCCGAGAAAAGGGCCAAGCAACUAGCAGAGACCAUCGUGCGGGUGUCCUUGGGGUCAAUCUAGGGAAGAACAAGGCGACAGAAGACGCAGCAGCUGACUAUGUGCUUGGAGUGCACGCUCUUGGUCAGUUCGCCGACUACUUGGUAGUUAAUGUCUCGUCGCCCAACACCCCGGGUCUCCGUGCGCUGCAAGGGAGAGAGCAGCUGAAACAACUCCUCGAACGAGUACUUGAAGCUCGAGACGAGGUCGCAGCUACAGCGAAGCGCGAGAUUCCGCUCCUCGUGAAGAUCGCACCGGACCUGACGGAAGCAGACAAGCAGGAUAUCGCGAAAGUCGCUCUAGACCUACAGCUGGAUGGUCUCGUGGUUUCCAACACAACGCUGAGUCGACCUGAGACCUUGAAAGCAGCUGCCAAGAGCGAGGCGGGCGGGUUGAGUGGCUCCCCUGUGCGUGAUUUGUCUACCAAGGUGCUAGGGGACAUGUACAAACUCACGAAGGGCCGAAUCCCGCUCAUUGGCGUUGGAGGUGUCUCCACUGGCCAGGACGCUUACGACAAGAUUCGGGCCGGAGCUUCGCUCGUGCAGAUGUACUCGUGUCUGAUCUACGACGGUCCUCUGGCUAUUCCACGUGCUAAGCAAGAGCUGGCUGCGUUGCUACGUCGUGACGGCUAUGAGAGUGUAGUCGAUGCUAUUGGCGCUGCCCACAAGUAG